Molecule: messenger RNA, 5285 nt
Organism: Polyodon spathula (Mississippi paddlefish)
Lineage: Eukaryota; Metazoa; Chordata; Actinopteri; Acipenseriformes; Polyodontidae
Product: ras-specific guanine nucleotide-releasing factor RalGPS2-like
Exons: 21
Coding region: 376-2145 (589 amino acids)
Biological process (GO): Ras protein signal transduction; positive regulation of GTPase activity
Cellular component (GO): plasma membrane
Molecular function (GO): guanyl-nucleotide exchange factor activity
Source: RefSeq, a predicted model, not a curated record
ACUGCGAGUGAGCGCCUCCCCUCCCUGUGAUUGCGAGUGAGCGCGGAGCAGCGCCUCCCCUCCCCUCCCCUCCCCGUGACUGCGAGUGAGGCUGACAGUGGAUUGAAAGAAGGACACCGUUAACAAGAGAAUAAUUAGAACAAAAAUAACACCCAUUGGUUUAAAGAAGUGAACAGACAGAACAGCCACGCGUACCACCACUUUGAACAGGCGGUGCUGGAAGCCACGGGUGGCCUGUAGCGGCAGGAGAUACUCGGGUGCACGGCACAGGGGAUACCAGAGAUCGGUUUGUUUGCUUGGAUUGCCAAGUGGAUAUGCUGCCCUGACAAUGAGUUAACUGGUGCCCUGUUGCUGUGAUACAAGGACACUGAUGGUAUGGGAAUUAUGGACCAAGCCAACGGGCAGUCGAGCGUUGUCCACUUCAGUGCUGCUGCUUCAGAGAGAAGCAGCAGCUCCGAGUCCCUGAGUGAGAAAGGGUCCUCUGAGCUGAAGAAGAGUUUCGAUGCAGUGGUGUUUGACAUCCUCAAGGUGACGCCAGAGGAAUAUGCUAGUCAGAUAACUCUGAUGGACGCUCCAGUUUUCAAAGCUAUUCAGCCUGAGGAGCUGGCAAGUUGUGGCUGGAAUAAAAAAGAAAAGUACAGUUCUGCACCUAACGCUGUCGCCUUUACAAGGAGGUUUAACCUUGUCACCUUCUGGGUGGUUCGGGAAAUUCUUCACGCACAGACACUGAAAAUAAGAGCAGAAGUGUUGAGUCAUUAUAUUAAAACAGGAAAGAAACUCUGUGAGCUCAAUAAUCUCCAUGCACUGAUGUCUGUAGUGUCUGGUUUGCAAAGCGCACCGAUCUUCAGACUAACCAAAACGUGGGCACUCUUAAGUCGGAAAGAUAAAACUACCUUUGAAAAAUUAGAAUACCUGAUGGCUAAGGAAGAUAAUUACAAACGGCUCAGAGAAUACAUCAGCACCUUGAGCAUGACUCCCUGUAUCCCUUAUUUGGGGAUGUAUCUGUCGGACCUGACCUACAUCGACUCUGCCUACCCCUCCACAGGAAGCAUCCUGGAGAACGAGCAGAGAUCGACUUUAAUGAACAACAUCCUGAGAAUCAUCUCUGACCUGCAGCGAUCCUGCGAGUAUGAUAUACCAGUAUUGCCUCAUGUUCAGAAGUACUUCAACUCUGUCCAGUACAUUGAAGAACUCCAGAAAUUUGUAGAGGAUGACAACUACAAGCUGUCCCUGAAGAUCGAGCCAGCCACAAGCACCCCUCGUUCCACAGCAUCUCGGGAGGAUUUAGGUCCCGACGCAGUAGCCUCCCCCCAGAGUGGCCGGCGGAAUGUAACGGGAGAGGGGGGUGCCUUAUCCAAAGUGCCCCCUACGCCCCCAUCGCCCCGAAACCUCAUACCCUACGGACACAGGAAGUGCCACAGCUUGGGAUACAACUUCAUUCACAAGAUGAACACAGCAGAGUUUAAGAGCGCCACCUUCCCCAACGCGGGCUCUCGACACCUGCUGGACGACAGCGUGAUGGAGAGCCACACCCCUUCACGGGGGCAGGCUGAGAGCUCCACCCUCUCCAGCGGCAUCUCGCUAGGGAGCAGUGAAGGAUCAGAGCUCAGUGAAGAGACUUCUUGGCCUGCUUUUGAGAGGCACCGCUUCUAUCACUCGCUCGGCCCUGUAACAAGGGUGGCAAGAAACCCCCACCGAGGACACCAGAAAGCCAGCAGCUCUGCAGAGUCCGAGGACCUGGCAGUGCACCUGUACCCGGGGGCCGUGACCGUGCAGGGGGUCCUGCGAAGGAAGACCCUCCUCAAAGAGGGGAAGAAGCCUACGGUCGCAUCCUGGACAAAAUACUGGGUAGCUCUGUGUGGGACUCAGCUCUUCUACUACCCUGCCAAGUCCCUGAAAGCCACGGAGAGAAAGCAUUUCAAGUCGAGCUCCAGUAAGAGCACAUCGGUGCUGGGCUGGAUGGCGAUGAUGGCAGAUGACCCUGAGCACCUGGACGUGUUCCUGCUCACAGACUCUGAGCACGGAAACUCCUACAAGUACCAGGCAGGGAACCGGAUGAAUGCCUUGCUGUGGUUUAAACACCUGAGUGCUGCUUGCCAAAGCAACAGACAGCAGGUUCCGACAAAUUUAAUGUCUUUUGAGUAACUGCUGUGAACGAAGGACCAGGUGAACUGCUGUACAGAAAAGACUGUAAGGAUAUUGGGAGAGACUGAGCCAGCAAUCACUAACAAAGUGCCACAGCAGAGCCCAGCCUCUCUGAACAAGGCAACUAAAAGCACUAACACAUGAAGGGGAGCUGAGCCCUGCAGCUUUGGAGGGGAGACACUGAAGACUAUAUCAGAACAGCCAUGGACUCUGUGCCCACUUUGCACUGAAGGUGACAUGGUGAACCACUGCCUUAAGGAAUGAGAGGGAAACAGAACAAUUAAAGAGACUUGACACCAAGUAGUGUGCAUGUCUGUUCCAGCAGUGCAGGUCACGGGUGUGUACAUUUACUACUGAAUCUGGAGGACCUUCUCUUCAGCUCCCCUCCGUUUUUAAAGACCUGGGUAUUUUGUGUUUUAACAAAGGGGGGUGUCUUGAUCAGAUUUCUUUUUUUUUUUCUUUCUAUCUCUGAUCAUUUGGUUGUAAUCCCCAUUAUGCUAUAUUCUCCUCUGUGAAUUUAGUUUCAAGCAAUAUGAAUGCUGUGUUGGAUUUCAUUUGCAUUUGUCACGACCCCAUAACAGACCUUAUUGAGCUGGUAAGCUAACAGUCGACCCACAUUCAAGUGUCUGAUGGGUUCACAAUUAGAUUUAUUUUACGUGGUUAAAACCAAGAAGUGUAGAGCCAGCACAUGGUGCAAACAUGUGGUUUGUGUUUUACACCUGACUGUCCUGGGUUUAUUUUUUAUGGAAAUGGUAUAAGGAUUAGGGGGCUGAUAUUUGAUAUUUAAAAGGGUUCAAAUCUUACAGGAUUUUAUAACACAUAAAUAUUUAAAUAGUUUUCAGGUUUUGAAAACCUUUUUGUGAGCACAGGUUUUAAUCACUAAUGUUAGCAAUAACCUGCAAUCACUCACGUGGAUUCACCCUCCCAGUGCAGAGAAGCACCAGGAGCUUUAACUCAGUGGGUGUUUGUUGUGAACCUUGCUGUACUGUGGAGACACUAGACUGCUGCAGGUUCACUAGAGGGACAGCAUAGCACUCAGUCCAUAACUCCUAGCGCAAACUAAAAACACUUUUGGGAGUAAAAACCAAUUUCUUUCCCCUGUAGCUGGCAAUAUUACUGUGUAGAAGUGGCUUGCACAUGUCUAGGUUCUUUUUGUUUUUUUUAAUGACCUGUUACAAUUGAUUUCUCAAGUGUUGGUUCUGACGUGUUUUGUAGCCUUCUGUUUUUCUUCUGAUUGUUUGAUCUUUGCUCAAACAACACCUGUAGAGUUUUUUUUGAGCCACGCUGCUGCAGCUCGUUUGGAUUUCCAAGCUCUAUUUGUGCACGUCAGCAGGGUGCUGGGUAAUGACUUUGCAAAGCUUCAUUCGUAGAAUUACUAACGCUUCCCAGGCAUUCCAGCAGUGCAGUGCAGUAUUAUGGACUGUUAUGUUUACAUCACUUCAUCUGUUUACACAUUCGCCUGUCAAAGCUGAAUCUAUUAGCAGACAUCGUUCCUGUUCUUACGCUGGUGUUCAGACUGGCUGGAAUUGACCCCUUGGAUACAACUGCAUUAAUAGUUAUCAAAAAUACAAGCAACUGCUUGCUUCUAAACUCUGUUGUUGUUGUUGUUGUUGUUGGUUGUUUGUGCGAUUCAUGUCUAGAAUCCAAAAGAAUUGGGUUAAAGGUAGAAAAGCAACUGCAGUGAUAGUGGUAUCCAGGGUUAAUAAAAGAACAAGGUGGUGCUCAUCGCUAUGGUAGUAUGUACUUUGUCUUUGUGGAAGAUGGUGUGGUCGGUACCUGAGAAUAGUUCAGAUAAGGAGAGAUUGUACAGUGUUUCAUGUGCUGAGUGGUACCAUCCAUGCCAAAAUCUAGGCGCAUUUAAUGAGACUGACUUUUGCGUAAGACAAGAACAAUGUGAACCUAGUGACUCUACUCUGAAUAGGCAGGUUAGAUGCAGAGGGUGAGGGAGAGAGGUGACGCAUUAAUCACAAGGAGGGAGCAGCAAGAACAGUUUACAGAGCAGUGAAGUCCUGGGCUGGUCAGCCUGUCGUCAGGGUUUUUGUGUAUUUAUUUAUAGAUAGAUUUUUUUUUUAGGAGUAAGAAGCACAUCUUUAAUAGCUUUGCUAUUCGUGGGACGUGUGCUGAUCCAUGAGGGUUGUUUAAACCCCACUGGUUUAAGGGUUUUGUUUUUAGUUUUUUUUUUUUUUUUUUUAUUCUGAAAUGAUUUCUUUGCAUUCGAAAAUGCUAGAGUGUAAACUUGCUAUGGAGAACAUCUGGAAACCUGACUUGUGCAGUUUUAAAAUAAGUGUGCGUGUGCAAAAUCAAAUCUUAUCCUAGAUUUAAGUGAGUUUUAAAACCAGUAAUUUGUGUUGGAAGACAUCCGCAUUCUACAGCUUGGCAAAGCCCCCUUGUUGAUGUGACAGUGGGGUAGAUUGCCAGUUCAGCUUUGGCCAAGCUAAUGUGGAUCACGUGGGAAUCCUGUGCAGUUAAACAGGCCUCCGACAGCUCUGCUCUCUGUCUGCUCUGCCAGAAGAUUAGUGUCGAGACACAGGGAUCAUUCUCUCAGUUUCAAUUGCAAUCUUGAAGCAGCUUACGGUCCCACUGCUGCAAUGAGGAUGGGUGAGUGGCUCAGAGCACACUGCAUUGCCCGCUCUCUGCUAUCCAGGAUAGGGUCGUGAACUUGGGCCACUGGUCCAUGUAUAGUAAGACCUAAUGCUUUACCAAGAACUGGCCUGACACAGGCCCCUUUUAGACACUCCUCCAGGAACUCCUAAUCUGAGCCAGACUGAGUUUACAUUUUAUUUAUUGGGCUUCAUCAAGUGUCAUAAAAGAGCUUGUUUAACUUUGGAAAGAACUGGCUAAAGCACUGGCAUAAACCAGACCUGCUGGAUUCAUCUUCCUAAGAUCCAGUGUCUCGUGCGAUCUUUAAUAGCAGUCGUUUUUAAUAGAACACACGUUGCUAAGAAGACUAAACCCUUUUCCCCAAGAAUAAGAACGUCCAUGUGUCUCCGUCAUUGAGCCAUGAUGUGAAGUGACACUACAAGCCCUGUCUGUGCUUUGGAAUUGGCAGGUGCGAAUGAUGAUGAUGCUGCACUAUGACCUCUGUUGUAGAGUGAUGUGCUGUUUUUGGGGGUUUUGCUUUUUGUAUGUAUUGGUUUUGU